AUGCCUUCUUUCGCGAACGCCGACUUGGGUUCAUCCUCCGACGAAGAGGACCAUGAUUUUGUGCCUGACGCUCCAAAGUCUAGGGCGAAGAAUGGCAAGAGAGCACCGUCGACCGACGGUGAUGAUCUGGAGGUGAAGAGACUGAAACAGGAACAGGAGGAGAACGAGACUGCAGAGAGGAAGAAGCAGGCAGCUGAGGCAUUCGAGGCCCUGAAGAGGACCGCAGGGAAUGAGUCAGAGCCCAAAUCUACUGUUGAGAUGGUAGAAGUGAAGCGAAGCAGACGCUUUGCCGGCGAGAAUUUAGAGGAGACGGUCAAUCUUCCUGCGGACCAUCCAGAAGCAAUCGCCUAUCUGAACAAGGGACGUAUCGAGCCAACCAAAUCUGCACAGCCGGGACCUAGAAAGGGCCCCCUCAAGCGGAAACCUCGUCAAUCCCUUGAACAGAUGUCGGCAGCCCUUGAUAAGGGCAAAAAAAUGACCACCUUGGAAAAGUCCCAGCAUGACUGGAAGAAUCACACUGCUGCGAACAGCUCGGUCCAGGCGGAGCUUGAAGCACAUCGCCGGACGGGAGGCUAUCUCGAUAAGCAAGACUUCUUGGAUCGUGUCGGCGAUCGAAAAGAAGCCAUGAAUGCGAAACGUUAA
Messenger RNA from Kockovaella imperatae, 642 nucleotides. RefSeq names its product bucentaur or craniofacial development-domain-containing protein. Lineage: Eukaryota; Fungi; Basidiomycota; Tremellomycetes; Tremellales; Cuniculitremaceae. The transcript has 3 exons. The record is from RefSeq and is a predicted model, not a curated record. Bases 1 to 642 code for a protein of 213 amino acids.